Messenger RNA from Rhagoletis zephyria (snowberry fruit fly), 1626 nucleotides. RefSeq names its product atherin-like. NCBI's taxonomy places the organism in Eukaryota, Metazoa, Arthropoda, Insecta, Diptera, Tephritidae. Gene Ontology annotation, biological process: negative regulation of DNA-templated transcription. Gene Ontology annotation, cellular component: nucleus. The record is from RefSeq and is a predicted model, not a curated record. Gene Ontology annotation, molecular function: chromatin binding; histone binding.
GAGAACGGACAGAAACAAGACAAUGGAGGGCCGGAAACGGAUGCUACCUACUUGGAAAGCGGUGGUAGUAGUACAACAAGCAGCAGUAGUACAAUUAGUGGAAACACUGCCAGUAGUAGUAGCGAGGAAAAAGUUGCUGACGUCACAGCUUCCAAAAGGCCAAAGCCAAACCAUGAUGAGACCGUUAAUAUUACUCCGGCUAUACGUUACAGCCCCUACGAACCGAUUGAUGUACCGGAUGUAAAAGACUGGAAUGUUGAUCAAGUUGCUUCAUAUUUUGCGAAGUAUUUCCCAAAAGAAGCCCACAUUUUUAAGGAACAUGAAAUUGAUGGCACUUCAUUGCUAUUACUUAAGCGUAGUGAUGUUAUUAAAAAACUGCCCAUUAAAUUAGGCCCAUCGCUCCGCAUAUACAGUUUAAUACUGAAAAUUCAGACCCAAUUAAAUGAUCCCACUUUAGGUUGGAACUGUGGGCUUUAAGUGUAGCGUAUAAAAACAACUAUAUAUUUGUCUUUAAACUACUACUAACCAAUAUUCUAUAAUUUUUCUACAAAUUUCUUGAAUUAAUAUCCGCCUUAUUAACGAAGACUCGUUGCAGGUGUUUAGUUUUUCUUUGUUUGUUUUUUAUUAGUUUAAUGUUCAUUUACUUAUGUCCAUUCAUAUAUGUACAUACAUAUAUAUGUAUACAUAUUCCACAUGCGCUUCCCUGCAAGAAAUUAUACCAGCUUAGAAAUAGUCACGAGUCUAGAUUUGGGUGACGGGUACUGAUGCUAUUCCAUGCAAAUAACUGACCAAUUUAACAUGGCAUAACCUAGGACUGUUUCGAAACCAGUGAACAAUUUUCAGUCAAUUCGGACUGUUGCGAAUAAGAUUUAUUUGGAAUACUCCUCCGGUGCAUUACUUAAUCCCAGUGCGAUACUGUUUUGAAAGGACUGCUUGCAGUUACAUCCGAAUUAGAGAAGGCGCGGAAUAUCGGGACCCGCGGGACCCACGGUACUCAUUUCAAAUUGGUCGGGAUGGGCGGUAUCGAGAAGGUCUAUAAAAAUUUUGCCGGCGUGGCGGGACAAAAUUCCAUUCUGACACUCCCGAUAAAACCGCAAACUUAGAAAAUCUUCCUCAAAAUCGAUGUAUGUAUGAAAUAUGCCGUUUUUAUGUUUUAUUGAAACGAAAAGGAACAGCAAAACAAAAUAAUCGGAAGAUGCUAGAUCUUUCAUUAUAUUUUUUAUUUUUUAAAAUUCAUUUGAAAGACAUGUGCAUUUUUCUUAAUGAUAGAUCUCGUGAUCGGCGGUACAAUCCUGUAAAACGUCGGGAUGGCCAGGUUCGGGACUUAGAAAUUGAAUUACAGGAUGAGCGGUAUCGGGAUUAAAUAUUUAGUCCCGUGCCCAUCUCUAAACCGAACUAUUUACUCUUAAUAAACUAAAAAUUUGAUACCAGUUGCUUCUUGCAGGGCGACGUCAGCUCGGCAUAUAUACACAUAUGUAUGUGUGUAUGUAGUAGUUACUCGCGAUAUAUACAUAUACGCUGGCACCGUUCUGAAAAGCGGCAGUAUAAGAUGUUUGUAAGAAUUGAAUUUGUAAUCAUUUUCAGUGUAAAAUCAAUGAGAAUAAAAAUUACUGUUAAAACUACAAA